Mangifera indica (mango) is the source of this 3953-nucleotide messenger RNA. Its product is annotated as PH, RCC1 and FYVE domains-containing protein 1. Gene Ontology annotation, molecular function: metal ion binding. The transcript is spliced from 9 exons. Lineage: Eukaryota; Viridiplantae; Streptophyta; Magnoliopsida; Sapindales; Anacardiaceae. The record is from RefSeq and is a predicted model, not a curated record. The coding region runs from base 471 to 3296 and encodes 941 amino acids.
AAUUAUUAUGAGUUUCUUUCACGCUUGAUUUUGGAGCGAAAUCCAAUCAAUGUGCUCUGAAAAUGACCAUCUUUUGGCGGACCUAUUUAUACGGGUAAAAUUAAUAGACAUUGUUUUGUUUCUACAAUCUCUGGCUUCAAACGAAACGAUAACAUAUAUGACGCCAUCACGUUCUGCCGUUGUGCUUAAUCGAAAUACUAGACUAUGUUUGCUUCGAUCUUUCUGAUGAUACGUUUGUUUGGAGUCUAGAUAUAUUUCGAUUGUUCGUGAUGAGACAGAUGGAUUUUAAGAUUGGAGUUUGAGGAUGUUCCCGAGGAGUGAUUAUGUUAAAGGGGUUUUGGUGAUGGAAUAGAGGAAUUUGAUAUUCCGAGUAGUGACUGUGGAAUUGCGGAGAGAUUUUUUAUGGGGAAAAUUUGGGCAUUUUCUUGUCAUUGUUCUUUGCAAGGGCUGGACUUGACAUUGAAACUUGAAUGGCUAAUUUUCAGCAGAACAUUCUUAUUGAUAGGGACAUUGAUCAGGCCAUUAGAGUCCUUAAGAAAGGGACAUAUCUGCUGAAGUAUGGGCGUCGGGGAAAACCCAAAUUAUGUCCAUUCAAUCUUUCUAUGGAUGAGACAUUGCUGAUCUGGUAUGUUGGCAAAGAAGAAAAACAACUCAAAUUAAGCCAGGUUUCAAGGAUUAUUCCUGGACAGCGCACAGCAAUAUUUCAGCGCUACCCACAGCCUGAGAAGGAAUAUCAAUCAUUUUCUCUUAUAUACAGUAACAGGUCCUUGGAUUUGAUAUGCAAGGACAAGGAUGAAGCUGAGCUAUGGUUUACAGCUCUUAGAGCCCUAAUUUCACCAGGCAACUGUCGCAAAUCAAGAAGCGAUGAAACAAUUGAUAGCAUAUCAUCAGAUAGCCCAUUAAGCCAUAGUCAAAGGAAUUCUCCCUAUAAUGUGUCAUCUACCAACAGCGAUAUAAUCUUUAAGGAUUCAGGAUACAAAAGUUCAAUUGUGGUUCCUUUUGAGAAAUCUCUGCAAAAUAAAUUGGGAAAAACUGUUUCUGAUGUUUUAUCAUAUACGGCAGCGGCCAAGGCCUACAAUCAAGCUGAUUUGGUUCCCAAGUCUCACAGUUUUGUAUCUUUGGUUGGUUUAGAUGAUACAAGUAGCUGUAGUUCCACAGUUGAUUCAUAUAGAGCUAGCUUAUCUAGUGCUGUGAGUUCAUCCAGCCAGGGAUCUUCUUAUGCAGAUUUUGAUGCUUUGUUUGAUGUUUUCUUCUGGGGAGAAGGAGUCUGUGAUGGGAUUUUGGGUGGUGGUUUGCAUGAGAUUGGAAUUUCAUCUGCUGCCAAGCGGGAUGUGCUUUGGCCAAAGGUACUUGAAUCAAAUGUGGUCCUUGAUGCACAGAAUGUUGCUUGUGGGAGUAAGCAUGCCGUCUUAGUUACAAAGCAGGGGCAGAUUUUUAGUUGGGGUGAGGGAUCUGGUGGCAGGCUUGGACAUGGAAUGGAAGCUGAUAUUUCUUACCCAAAGCUCGUUGAUGCUCUCAAUGGAUCAAAUGUUCGUUUUGUGGCAUGUGGGGAAUUUCACACCUGUGCAGCAACAAUUUCAGGUGAUCUUUAUACUUGGGGCGAUGGUGCUUACAAUAUUGGUCUUCUUGGACAUAUUAGUGAAGUCAGUUGCUGGACCCCUAGGAAGGUAAGUGGCCAAAUGGAGGGUGUGCAAGUAUCAUCUAUCUCUUGUGGACCUUGGCACACAGCUGCUGUUACAACAGCAGGUAAGUUAUUUACAUUUGGUGAUGGAACUUUUGGAGCCUUGGGCCAUGGAGAUCGUAGUAGCACGAGUGUGCCUAGGGAAGUUGAAAUUCUGAGAGAACAAAGAACACAGAUGGCCUCUUGUGGUGCUUGGCACACUGCUGCGGUUGUUGAAGUUAGUACUGGAUCUUCUAGUUCCAGUGGAGCUUCAUCUAGAAAGCUCUUCACCUGGGGGGAUGGGGCUGAAGGUCAACUUGGACAUGGUGAUGAAGAACCUAGACUAGUUCCAGAGAGAGUAGCAGUAUCAGAAGACACAAACUUUUGUAAAGUGGCCUGUGGUCACAGCAUAACCAUUGCAUUAACUGACUUAGGACAAGUAUAUUCCAUGGGAAGUCCUAAAUAUGGACUUCUUGGUAUUCCAGGAAGCAUUGGCAAGAUUCCCAUUCGCAUUGAAGGCAACAUCAGAAACAGUCACAUUGAAGAGAUAGCAUGUGGUUCUUAUCAUAUUGCUGUUUUAAGUUCAAAAGCUGAGGUCUACACUUGGGGUAAGGGAGCAAAUGGUCAGUUAGGCCAUGGAGACAAUGAAUACAGAAACAGUCCUACAAUUGUUGAAGCUUUGAGAAACAAACAAGUUAAGACUGUUGUUUGUGGUUCCAAUUUUACUGCUGCCAUUUGUCUUCAUAAUUCAGUUCCCAAUGCUGAUCGCUAUAUAUGUUCUGGUUGUCGAAAUACAUUUAAUUUCAGAAGAAAGCGUCAUAACUGCUACAACUGUGGGCUAGCUUUUUGUAGUGUAUGCAGCAGUAAGAGGUCUCUGAAAGCUGCUUUAGCUCCAGAAGCAAACAAACCUUAUCGUGUGUGUGAUGAUUGUUUUUCUAAAUUGAAUAGAGCCCCAGAGUCUAAAUCAAGUUCAUUAGAGCACAGAUCAAUCUCAAGGUCUCCUAGGAGUUCAAAUGGAAGUAUAAAUCAGAACUGUAAUGAGGUAUCUGAUAAAGAAAAUAAGAAUUCUAGAUCUGCUAGUAAACUUUUGAGGCUUGCUUCUUUUGAUUCAUUCAAAGAGGCUAAAGGUAGACAAUCUAAACUCAAUAGAUACAUUUGUCAUAGCUCUCCCUCUUUGAAUGGCACUUUCCAACGGGAUUCAGCCUCUGCAUUUAGGCAUUCAAACAAACUAUCUGCUUGCCUUCCUACUUCAAGAAUGGCUUCUCGACCACCAUCUCCUAUUUCAUGGAAGUCAAGUCAUUCCCGUUCCAUGACUAUGAAUUCAGCUCUUUUUGAUCUUGCAGAUCAAGAAAUCACUUUUGAUGAGUCAAAACAAACAAAUGACUGUCCCAACCAAGAAACAAUCGUAUUAAGGGCACAGGUGGAGGUUCUUACUCGCAAAUCCAGACUCCUAAAGGUAGAACUUGAUAGGACAUUGAGACAAUUGAAAGAGGCAUCUGCAAUUGCACAGCAAGAAGCUGAAAAAAACAAGGCUUCCCAGGAAGUAAUCCAAUCUCUAACUGCACAGUUGAAGCACAUGGCUGACAGAGCAACCGAACAACCAACUGAAGAUGAGAAAGCAGGUUCUAAUGUGUAGGGCAUAUCCAUCAUUCUGAGUCCAGCCUCUUAUCAGAACCAUUUGAUUAGUGCUAGCACAACCAGAGCCAUUUGACCCAAUUAGUCAAAUGGCAAUGUAGUAGUUCCAAUUUUUGUUGAACCAAAGGGAAGAAACAACUAAACAAAUUUAGGGUGGGUGGCAAAUGUUGAACGUGGUGUGUACAUAAGUGUUUCCACUUUGUCUAGAUGUGGCAACUACCUGAGACAGGUUUGUGUAGGUAAGUCAUAUUUUUUAGCAAGGAACAACAGGAGAAAAAAUGGGCAGAGCUUGGGAUCGAGAUAUUCUAGCCAUUACAGAGCAAAGCCAAGAGAUACUGGGAAAAGGCGGAAGCUGGUUGACUGAAACUUCUUUUGCAUGAGCCUGUCAAAUAGAAACAGUCAAUUUUGUUUUUCCAGCUUCUCUGAUUUAGUUGAAAGUACUUACUACGAGAUUUAAUUUUCGUAACACCAGGAAGGAUAGGAAAGAACCAAAAGGAGAAACGAAAGUGAAAAUUAAAUGAGAUUCGUAAAUUUCAACUAAUGUAGAUAUUUGGAUUUCUAGAUUAAGUUCUUUCUGUUGUACCUUGGUAUGAGGUGGUUUUGAAUCCAAAAUAGGCUGUAGUUUGUCAAAAAAAAAAAUUCAGUUUUUUAACUCCCC